AUGGCUUCUCCGAGCAGACCUAGUUGCGCCUUGGGUGCUACAAGGGUGCUCGUUUUACCAAUAUAUCCUAAAAAGAUGCUAGGGGGCACCCCAGGAACGCCAGGAACGCUACUUUUAGAGGGUCAGCCUACGGGAAUAUUUCCGGUCCCCUCUAGACUAGGCCUGAAUACGAAUGCAUCCCCGCGGAAGAGGACGGACGGACAAGAAAUGUUUCGUUUCGAGUCUGUAAGAGAGGGGGGAAAUAGACUAAAGAAACACCGCCGCGUAGCGGCAACAAAUCACAUGUUUGAGGACUAA
Messenger RNA from Pyricularia oryzae 70-15, 297 nucleotides. RefSeq lists its product as uncharacterized. The record is from RefSeq and is a predicted model, not a curated record. The coding region runs from base 1 to 297 and encodes 98 amino acids. The transcript is spliced from 3 exons. Lineage: Eukaryota; Fungi; Ascomycota; Sordariomycetes; Magnaporthales; Pyriculariaceae.